CGCUUUUCAAAGAGAGCACAUUCAAGUUACUUCAUAAGAUCAGACUGUCUAAUCAAAGAAAAGACCAGACGAAAUGAAGUCAGCCAUACUUUCAGUUGCUUUGCUGCUCCUCUUGAAUUUGGAUUUUAUGACCUCUCAUGGUGUGAGCGAUUGUCUCCUUCCAAAAGUGACAGGACUUUGCAGAGCACGUUUCCCGCGAUUUUAUUUCAAUGAGGCCAAAGGUCGCUGCGAAGGAUUCACCUUUGGUGGUUGCGGUGGAAAUGGAAAUAAUUUCAAAACAUCGAAAGAAUGCAAACAAACGUGUAUAUGUCCCCUUCCACCUCAGACAGGACACUGCAGAGGAUACUUUCCGAGAUACCACUUUGAUGAGGCCAGCGGUCAGUGUGAGAAGUUCAUCUACGGUGGUUGCGGAGGAAAUGAAAAUAAUUUUAAAACUUUGAAAGAAUGCCAACAAACUUGUGGGGCGAAGUAACGAGAUAUUGCCCAAAUGGAAAACGGUUUUGACAGGAAAUGCAAGUCUUCCGAUUAAUUUGCCCGCCACAUUUCAGUUGCUCGGUUCCAAAAGAAGUUCUUCACAGCAUCAUAACGUUAGAAUAAAUGUUUUUUGAAGCUUUUGCUGACUCCCAUGACAGUAUGAUAUUCUUCGUACUUGAUCUUGUAUUUGGUCAGUUGAGUCCUCUAUUUUUCAGCUUUUUCUUAAUGAAUCGCUACAGCAUUGUAAUGUAGAGCAGUUACCGAUUAUUGAA
Molecule: messenger RNA, 746 nt
Organism: Pocillopora verrucosa
Lineage: Eukaryota; Metazoa; Cnidaria; Anthozoa; Scleractinia; Pocilloporidae
Source: RefSeq, a predicted model, not a curated record